Thalassophryne amazonica is the source of this 2019-nucleotide messenger RNA. It is a transcript of the gene cdca7b, whose product is annotated as cell division cycle associated 7b. The coding region runs from base 94 to 1263 and encodes 389 amino acids. The record is from RefSeq and is a predicted model, not a curated record. Gene Ontology annotation, cellular component: nucleus. The transcript has 10 exons. Gene Ontology annotation, biological process: regulation of DNA-templated transcription. NCBI's taxonomy places the organism in Eukaryota, Metazoa, Chordata, Actinopteri, Batrachoidiformes, Batrachoididae.
ACACAGUCGUUUAAUCCACCGUAGGUCAGUUUAGUUUUGUUUUAAGAGUUUAUACUUAAAAAAAGACGUAAUUUUCAGUACAGUCUACGUAAAAUGACUUCAACGUCAAAGACCCAGUGUUUUAAAUCCAAGUUCAUAACCGCCGAGCUGGCUCAUCUGUUCAGCCAGUCGGACAGCGAGGAGGAGUUUGAAGGCUUCAGUGAAGCAGAGGAACAGGAGGACACGGGACGUUUUAACAAGCGAGUGAAGACCAAGAUGGUGGAGACAGAGGACGACAGCGAUAUGGACAAAGACCUGUGCUCUAAUGGGGAAGAAGCACCCCUACCAAAACGGAGUCUUCUUGUAGCACUGAGGUUUCCCAUCAAAAGACUGUCGACACCCAAACAGGGACUUAAAGAUGAAAAUGUCAAAAAGCCUAAAAAUGUCAGAACGACUGCUACACUUUCACAGCAAAUAAAGCACAGGAUGAACGAAGAAAAGAAAGACAAAGAGGAUGUUUUGACUCAAAGUUUAAGGGACAGAGAGAAGAACAUCCAGGAAAACAAGGCCAUGCUGGCGAAGCUGUUUUCUGACCUGAGCACUGUGGCGGACCUGACUCUUCCUGCAAGCCCUCAAAAGAGGAAGCUAAUGCCAGAGAAAAAAAAUCCACGGAAACCCAAGUUUGACCAGGAUAUCGGCUCAGAAAGGAGGAACCCGUCCCGUAAAGCCCGCCCUCCCGACAACUUUGCAGUGGAGGAAAGGAGUGAUGACUUACCAACCUACAAAGGCCCGAGGACUGUAGACAUCAGGAGACUGGUGGAGGUGAGUGAGGAACACUUGAGAGAUAAACAGAAAAAGAGGAACUACAUUUCCAGGAAGGCCAAAUAUGUGGUGAAGUCGGUUGAUGAAAUCACCAAAGAAGACUUGAAGAACGUGGUGUACCGCAGCAAAGACAAGAUCUGGGACAAGGAGUAUGGCAGCUCCUGUCACCAGUGCAGACAGAAAACUCUGGACACCAAAACGGUGUGCCGCAGUGGUUUCUGUGUGGGGGGCAAAGGUCAGUUCUGUGGGGUGUGCCUGAAGAAUCGAUAUGGAGAGGAUGUUGGCGUGGUCCUGCUCGACCCGAUGUGGUCGUGUCCCAUUUGUAGAGAAAUGUGCAACUGCAGCCUGUGCCGUAAGAAGGAAGGCCGCUGUGCUACCGGCAACCUUGUAAGAUUAGCCCGCUACAGAGGUCACGACAAUGUCCAUGAAUACCUGGCGAGCAUUCAGAAGGAGCUUCUGUAGAGACCAGAGAGGAGAACCUUCUGGUACCCAGUGAAGGUUCCUGUGCUGAAUAGUACUGUAUUUUUUUCCUUCACCCCUCUAUGCACACGUUCAUGUUUAGAUGAAACUUUUAUCUGACAAAAAAUAAACCAGAGCACAUAUGCUGUAAAUUUUUAUAUAUCCUGGUUUUAAUACUGCAUAUGUUGAAUCGUGUUUUUUCCUCUUCUUUCUCAUGUCAGACGUGGAUUUUGAGUUGUAUAUUUUUGUUUGAAUAUUUCCAGUUGCUAUUGUGAGAACAAAUGCAGAUGGUUAUUGUGUGUUCCAGUUGCUAAACAAGCCAUUUAUACAGAGUGCUUUUCUACUUUACAAUUGUCUUUUCACUGUGUAAAUUUUAAUAAAGAGGAUCUUAUUGAUGUCAUAUUUGUAGCACGUGCAGUGUUUCCGCUUCAGUCAGGCACGCUGUCUUUAUGGGAGAAUGUCAAACCUCACACGCAGGGUGGGUGUCUGCACACUUUUCACUGCUCGCUGAAGUGUUGCUACUGGAAAGAGGCCAGGACUUGCGUGCAUGACUGGGUGGGUCGGUUCCAGGUCAGCUAUUGGCUGCUGAGGAGGCCACUGAUGCAGUCAGCUGAUGUCAUGACAUCAACUGGAGGUCAGGGGUCACUGCACAGUCAGGAUGCUGUUGAGGUAAUGUUAUGUGAUCCUAGUGACAAAUAUAUGCACUGUUUAAAUAAAACAAGAAAAAAGAAGUGCUAUAUUUAUUUAAUAUAGUUACAG